GCGCUCGCUUCUUCAGUAACGCCUUGUAUGCGCCACGUGGUUUUUGUUAUCGGAGUGUUACUUGUUAUUACUGUUUUCUUGUUAUUACUGGUUUUUGUUUUGUUUGUUGAAGAAUGCCGAAAAAAUUGCGAAAAACUGUAUUCAACACUGAAACGCGGGAGUUUGUUGCGCGUUUGCGAGAUUACUUUGCUCGUGAACAACAAAAUGGUGGCCCUUUGUUGCCACUUGACAACGUACGCGACCGUGUUGCUGACGCUCUAGGGAUUGGCAAGGCUACCGUUUUCCGAAUCACAAAGGAAAAGUUCGGCGAAUCAUCGAUGGAGGCGAACAAACUCUCAACUCCAAAGAAGAAAAAAUGUAAUAGGGUACAUCCCGUCACCAGUCCAGAUGACUUCGACAUAGCUGCGAUACGUAACCAUAUUUACCCCACUGAACACUCAUGUCAUUAUCAGAUUCAGAAUGAAAUACAGAGUGUAACAAAAGUAAGUGAUAAUACUUUAGGGUGUGUAGUGUCCCUUAUAAAGAGUUCACUAGCAAAGUAGCAGCGCUAAAAGCAAAAGAAAUUUUUGUGAUUUGCAUGGGGAAGCUCAUGUGGCGCUUGCCCACACACAAAAAAUUUUUGCUUUCUUCGCUGAGUAUUUUCACUGUAAACUAAAGGAGCACAUGCAAAACCUAAAGUAUUAUCACUUACUUUUGUUACACCCUUG
Pararge aegeria (speckled wood butterfly) is the source of this 707-nucleotide messenger RNA. RefSeq lists its product as uncharacterized. NCBI's taxonomy places the organism in Eukaryota, Metazoa, Arthropoda, Insecta, Lepidoptera, Nymphalidae. The transcript has a single exon. The record is from RefSeq and is a predicted model, not a curated record. Bases 114 to 542 code for a protein of 142 amino acids.